Messenger RNA from Phaedon cochleariae (mustard beetle), 2311 nucleotides. Lineage: Eukaryota; Metazoa; Arthropoda; Insecta; Coleoptera; Chrysomelidae. The record is from the annotation of a GenBank genome assembly.
AAAAACUUUAAAAAAGGAGAGGAAAGUUUUCUUACAUGUACAGGUUAUGUUUAUUUGUCAUUUUUUGUUUACAUGUUUUCAUUUUGUUUUGUUUCCAGUGGACAGAACAUCUGUAUGCGAGUUAGCAGCCCUAUACUAUUAAUAAUGGAAAAACAGUUUAUCUUCUGAACAGAAACUUGUACCAGACAACAGGAGGUUACAGAAAGAUUGGUAUUUUGAAUUUUAAGUAGGACUAUUCUCUGGUUUCUCCACUGAAGUGUAAUCUGGAUUCCUCUGACAUGAUAUAGAUAUAUAGAUAUUAUAGACUAAGACUAGUCAUACUGUGAAAUAUGAGUAGUGAACCGCCUCCACUCAAGAGAUAUAGGCGUGAAGAACAAAACAGUAAUUCAGAGUCAGAUGAUGAUAAUUAUGUUCCAUACAUUUCUGUGAAGGAAAGAAAAAAACAACAGCUACUGAAGUUAGGACGUUUAGGACAGGUGAAAGAAUCUGAACAAAACAAACACAAAUCAUCCAGUGAGAAUGAAACUAAUGAAGAGGAAGAAGAUGAAAUAUGGGGAAGAAAGAACAACAUUCCACUUCUUGAUCAGCAUACAGAACUCAGGAAAUUAGCUGAAGCUAAAAAGGUCAGUGCUGUAGAAAGGCAACUGAAAAAGGAAGAAGAAAUAUUGGAAAUUGUAGCAGAGAAGAAAGCACUGAUGGGAGUCUCUGAAUUAGCAAAAGGCAUUCAGUACAAUGAACCAAUAAAAACAAGUUGGCGACCUCCACGAUACAUUCUUCAAAUGCCAGGAAGUAGCCAUGACAAAGUCAGAUACGAUUUACGAAUUUUAGUUGAAGGAGAUGAAAUUCCACCACCACUCAAAACAUUCAAGGAAAUGAAAUUUCACGAGGGUAUCAUAGCUGGCUUGAAGGAAAAACAUAUCAAGAAGCCCACACCUAUUCAGAUACAAGGAAUACCAACAGUAUUAUCGGGAAGAGACAUGAUUGGAAUAGCGUUCACCGGGUCUGGUAAAACACUAGUCUUUGUUUUACCAUUAGUGAUGUUUUGCUUGGAACAGGAAAUUAAACUGCCCUUUAUAAAGAAUGAAGGCCCUUACGGACUCAUUAUCUGCCCUUCUAGAGAAUUGGCCAAGCAGACCUAUGACAUUAUACAGCAUUUCACUGAUAGUUUACGCAAGCAUGGAAUGCCUGAAAUAAGAAGCUGUUUGUCUAUUGGCGGGGUACCUGUUACUGAAGCGAUAGAGAUCAUUCAAAGGGGUGUUCAUAUUAUGGUAGCGACACCUGGACGACUCAUGGACAUGUUAGAGAAGAAGAUCGUCAAAUUGUCAGUAUGCAGGUAUCUUUGUAUGGACGAAGCUGACAGAAUGAUAGAUUUGGGCUUUGAAGAGGACGUCAGAACAAUUUUUUCUUAUUUUAACGGUCAAAGACAGACAUUAUUGUUUUCUGCUACUAUGCCGAAAAAAAUUCAGAACUUUGCAAGAUCAGCAUUGGUUAAACCAAUUACAAUAAAUGUUGGUAGGGCAGGAGCUGCUUCUAUGAACGUAGAACAGGAAGUUGAAUAUGUUAAACAAGAAGCCAAAAUAGUAUAUUUAUUGGAGUGCUUGCAAAAAACUACACCACCUGUUUUGAUAUUUGCUGAAAAAAAGCAAGAUGUUGAUGCUAUUCACGAAUAUCUUCUUCUUAAAGGUGUAGAAGCAGUUGCAAUUCAUGGAGGAAAAGAUCAAGAAGAACGUUCCAGAUCUGUGGAAGCAUUUAGGAAACAAGAAAAAGACGUGCUUGUGGCAACAGAUGUAGCUUCCAAAGGGUUAGAUUUUCCGGACAUCCAACAUGUUAUCAAUUAUGAUAUGCCUGAUGAUGUUGAAAACUAUGUGCAUCGUAUUGGGCGUACAGGUAGAUCUGGUAAUAAGGGUUUGGCGACUACAUUCAUCAACAAAUCCAAUGAUGAAUCAGUUCUGUUGGAUCUGAAACAUCUUUUAAUGGAAGCGAAGCAGAAAGUUCCCAAUUUUCUUGCUGAACUUUGUUCAGAAAGUGAGAAGUACCUGGAAUUGGGAGGUGAACACGGAUGUAGUUAUUGUGGUGGUUUGGGACACAGAAUUACAGAUUGUCCUAAAUUGGAAGCAAUCCAGACUAAGCAAGCAUCCAAUAUUGGGAGGAGAGAUUAUUUGGCCAAUACAGCUGCCGACUAUUAGGCGUCCAGAAUCAAUAUUGGUCUUCUAUAUAGGUAUAUAUAGUGAUGUUCUGUAUCGUAUAUCUCUAAGUAGGUUAUAUACAGCAUAUUGUACAUAGGUAAACUCCAUAUCCAUAAAUUAACUUC